AUGUCCUUAAUUAAUUACAAACGACCGGAAAGUAAAAAUAUUAAUCUUGAAAUUGCGGCCUCUGCAAUUUCGGAACUGAUUCAAUUCCCAGUAAAAACCUAUUAUGAUUGUAUCCAAAAUGAUUUGGAUCUUACACCCGAACAAUUUAUUGAUAUUGAAACAGUUCAUAAAUCUACGUUAAUUGGGCAUUUCGGAAAGACCAAUCUCUUAACUCACAGUGAAAUUUUAAAUAAUAUAGAGAAUGAUCCUCCUAACUUAUCUGACGAAUUUCAAAUUUUUAUAGCAAAACCUGACGGUAAACUCAAUUGCAUGUUCGUCACACAAACCAUGACUAUAAGUGAAUUAAAACAAAAGGUUCAUGAUAAAUUUGAACUUCCAACUUCGAUGCUAAUUCAAUAUUCCGAUAAGCAGCUAGAAGAUGAAAUGACCCUUGGAUAUUAUCAAAUUAAUCAUGGAGAUACAAUAAAUGUUUCAUUUAGGUUAUUAGGAGGGAAUUGUGAUUUUCGUGUGAUUACGGAUGAAUUCUUGAAUUCAAAUUAUCAUUAUGACUUUACAAAUACGAACGAUGAUGGAAAAACUUUUACUCGAGGAAAUAAAUUGUAUAAAAGACCGUGUGGAUGGAAAAGGCUUGCAUUAAACGUAGAAAAGUUCGAAGAUAAUAAGUGGUUAGGUUGUGCAGGCAAUGAUCCUUUAGAGUGGCCAGUUUCAUAUCAUGGCACACAACACACGAAUGUGAAUUCCAUUGCUGAUGAAGGUUUUUUACUUAGUAAAUCGAAAAGAUUUGCUUUUGGCAAAGGGAUAUAUUCAUCUCCUGAUAUUAAUGUAGCAAUGCCAUUCGCUGGUCGAUUCAUUCAUGAUAAUGUACGUUACAUGGUAAUCUUUCAAAAUCGAGUUAACCCAAAUGAUAAAACUGAAAUUCCCCUCCAUAAUUAUUGGGUUACUGCUGAUGAUAGAAAUAUUAGACCAUAUGGUUUAUGUUAUAAAAGAGCUGAAGAAAAAGACGAUAUACUGUGGGUUCAAAAUAAUAUUUACCAGGUUGCACUGGAAAAAAUACAAAAACAUUUGGGUAAUGAUUCUGAUCCUCAAUUACGCGAAACUGUUACGAAUCUCUGGGUUAAUGAUACUUUUGAGUUGAUGGCUCCUAAUUUACAAGUAAAUGGAAUUGAUUAUAAUGUAGCGCUUAAAGGAAAUGAUGGAUUAUGUCAGAAAGUACAUGAAACUCGAGCACAAAUUGAUGAGGAAACCUUGAUUUUAAUUCAAAGGCGUAAAAUGUUACCUGAUCAAAUUAAGACUAUAAUUCAAGAAAUAUUAAAAAUACAAGCAAAUUCAAUUGAUAAUGUGGAUUUCAUAGAAAUGGAAGAAGAAAAAAUUGUCAUUGGUGAUGAAGAUAUAGAAAUGGGAGGAGUUGAAGAAUCACAUAACAAUACAUAUAAAGACAUUCAAGACAUUCAAGAUGAUAUUCAAAAAAUAGAACAAACCCGUCAAACAUUUAAUAAAAGUCUUUCUAUUUUAGCAGAUUUGAAGAAGUCGGUUUCGGGUAAUCUAUCAAAAUUGGAACGCGCUCAAACUGUGAGGAAAAAAAUAAUAGUUCGAAUUAGAACAUUUUCAACAUUAUCUAUUUCGGAAUUCAGAUUGAAUGAAAGAGAAAAUGCAGAAAAUGAAAAUCAUUGGGCUGACUAUCCAUUUCCAGGAUAA
This is a messenger RNA of Diversispora eburnea, 1695 nucleotides long. NCBI's taxonomy places the organism in Eukaryota, Fungi, Glomeromycota, Glomeromycetes, Diversisporales, Diversisporaceae. The record is from the annotation of a GenBank genome assembly.